GUGUCCGGGCCGUGGGCCGGAGCGGGUCGUGCGCGCUGAGGAGGAGCCGCCGCUGCCGUCGCCGUCGCCGCCGCUGCCGCCACCGCUACCGAGGCCGAGCGGAGCCGUUAGCGCCGCGUCGCCGCCGCCCGCCCGCCCCGGAGCAGACCCGGGCCCGCCCGCCCGCUUCCAGAUUUAAAAAAAAAUACAAUGUCUAAUGGUUAUGAAGACCACAUGGCUGAAGACUGCAGGGAUGAUAUUGGGAGAACAAAUUUGAUUGUCAACUACCUCCCUCAGAACAUGACCCAGGAUGAGUUACGAAGUUUGUUCAGCAGUAUCGGUGAAGUUGAAUCUGCAAAACUUAUUCGGGAUAAAGUAGCAGGACACAGCUUGGGCUACGGCUUUGUGAACUACGUGACUGCAAAGGAUGCAGAGAGAGCGAUAAACACGCUGAACGGCCUGCGGCUCCAGUCAAAAACCAUUAAGGUGUCGUAUGCUCGCCCGAGCUCAGAGGUCAUCAAAGAUGCCAACUUGUACAUCAGCGGGCUUCCGAGGAACAUGACCCAGAAGGAUGUGGAGGACAUGUUUUCUCGUUUCGGGCGGAUCAUCAACUCCCGGGUCCUCGUGGAUCAGACCACAGCUGUGGAAGCUCAUCUUGGCAUGGGCUGGCCCUACCUGCUGCCCAGGCUGCAGUCCUGGGCUGGGGCCCGGCCUGGAGACGAGUGGACAGCCCGAGUCUCCCAGGGGCCUGAGGAGGAGAAGGGGCUUCUGGACCCCAAGCUCUGCUGGAGGGACAUAGACUCCACCCACCCGGCCUCCUUUCUGCCCCUCGGCUCUGGGCCGGGGGAUGGGCAUGAGCCCCACCUGCACAGAAGCACCUGCGUGGGCCACCUGGAGACCUGGCGGGGUGACGGUGCUGGCCCGUAUUCUGCCUCCAUGGCCCUGCUUUUCCUGAUCCUGUACGGACUGCUGUGCCUCUGCUCGCCUCUGUCCAGCGCAGCACCGCUGAGCGGGGCCCAGCUCUCGAGUUGGAGUCCACCCACCUCGAGAACGCACCCCCUGCCACGUAGCUUUUGUCUGCAUCAUCCUGAGGGAGGUCUCUCCUGCAGAUGGUUCCCUCACCCCUUUGCUGGGACUUUUGCCUCCUUUCCCUCUGCAAGGCUGGUGUCUCCUAGAGUUUGGGGGCACCUCAGGGUUGUGCCCUCAGGCCCCCCCGCCAGCUUCUGCCACUUAGGCGAGGGGACAGGGUCCCUACCCCACACCUCUGUCUGUGUUCAGGAGCUUUGCGAGAGGGCAGGGGGAAGGAAGCCGUGAGGGAGCCCCAGGGGCUCCUCCCUCUCCACAGCCCUGCCCUAGGCCGGGUGUCGGAUUGGAGAGUAGAAAGGUGGGCCCCCGGGACUGUGGGCUCCCCUUCCUUCCCUCUGCUCCAGAGGAGGCCACCAUGCAGGGCUCCUCUGCUGGGACAGAGGCUGCUCGUUGCUGGGGCCCCAUGGAGCCCCGACGGCUGGGGCAGAGAAUAGCGGGGCAAGCAAGUUUGUGUGUCAAGUUUGCCUUCGUAUGACGUGCUUUUUAAAGAAACAGAGAAGCUCUCUUAAAAAACCUUAAUUUCCUGAGCUGACAGAACUUUUUCAAAGAAUGUCUUUGCUUCUUUAUACAUUUUAAUUGUGAACUUCUUAGUUGACUCAUCUGGAGAUCGUGCCAUUUAUUGGUCUGCUCUUAAUCCUAAAAAUGCUAAAGGAAAAAGAAAAUCCACAGAGUCAUCUUCAAAAAGUAUACAUUCAUCCAAUCAUUGAGUGAGUUUAUAUUCCCUCACUUUAAGUAACAUUCUCUCUCUUACUCAGGUUUUCUUCAUUUCACUCGGGCAGUUUUCAUUUGAUAGUCAUUUUGCAAAACCAAACAGGGAAACCACACUUGUGCACACACACUCUGUCUGCUUGAUUGCAAGGUCUUUAUAAAUAGAGUGGAACCGUAUCCUGCAGGCAGCUUUCUGUAGCAGCCAGCCAACCACAGCUUCCAGUGGGAUUUGCCUGCAGUUAGAUUUCAUUCGGGUUCCCAUCUGUCUAAGCUGUCGUUCGUGCCGUUUAAGAGUAAAUAAAAACAGUGUAUGCCAAGUACAUGUUUUCAGGUGUUCCUUCUGAACUGAAAUUUUAAAGUGGGCUCAGGCUCUAGAAUUUUCCUGGCACACGUGUGAAUUGCUGGGUCUGAUCUCACUAAUUCAGUGAGCAUCUCUGGCUGUGUCAAUUUUAAAUUUUUACUUAAAUAGUGAUGGAACCAAUGCGGGGGCAGCCCUGAGGCCAUGCGGAGCUGCUGUGCUGGGGGCGCCCCAGAAGGGAGAGUUUCCCAGUUGGAGAGUUACGGUGUGUGCUUUAGGACUUGGCGGAGGGCAUCCACAGGAUGCUCCUGUUGUAAAGAAAGAGCCCCUGCCCGAGGGUCCCUGACUACUGUCUACUUGUUCACAUGGGACCCACGGUGUUGCAACCAAGUCAGGACAGAGCUUGGGAUUCUAGGCCCCGAGGGGACGGCCGCGCCUUGCAGUGACACUUGUCAUCUCCGCACCAGCCUGGUGUGCCCGAGUCUCCCAGGCCCCUCCGCGGCCUUGGGGCCAGCUGGGGAUACCCACGCCUUGUUGCCCAUCAUGGUGACGGUGGGUGGGACCCUGCAGGAAAUGGCAAGGAAAGGUGCCAGCAUGUGGGAGCUGACUGGGGGACGUUCCUCACUCUCACUUAGCCGGUGGCCCGAGGCCCUGGGCUCUUCUGCUCUGAUGGUCGUCACUCACCACAUGCUAAAGGCCUUUGUCUAGAGAAGAAAUUGUGUCUUACGGCUGUCUGCCUCAGCCUCCUCUACCAGGGCAUACUGUGCCUCCAGCCCAGGCCCGUCACCCCCAGGCUGGCCCUCAGCCGUCACCAGUACACUUCGACCUUCACACUUGACCCCUGUUUCUUCUCCCCAGGAGAGGGAGCCAGUUCUCUUCCCCGGCUCCACAUUCCCUCACCUCAGCCCCACCCCAUUCCUCGAGUUCUUCAAGGGACAAGGGCCCCCAUCAUCCCCCCCCCAGACCCAGAACGACGGCAUAUGGGGCUAGAGGGUGACUGAGCCCCUUCCCAUCUGGUUUGUUCAGGUCUCACACUUGUGCCAGACUAAACUGACCCUGCCUUCAGCAGUUGGGCCUCGGACUCAGGUAGCGUGGUCCCGGGCCAUGUCCUUGCUCUGUCGAGGGAUGGGGUUACAGCAGGCCCAGGACUUGCCUUUGGUGGCUCAGUCCAGGUGGCAAGAGAAGGUGUUCUCCCAAGGCAGCUGGAGGUGGCGAUGAAUGGGCGCAAGACAGGGACUGUUCAGCUGCCGGGGAGUGUGUGGGUGGGUGUGUCAGCAGUUUUCUGGGAAAAGAAUGUGUGGCCUCACUUGAUUCUGAGGGCAAUUUGGGGCCCACAGGAGGUCCCAGGACCUUACAGUGGAAUAUCCAAGAGGUGAGUGAGGUGUUGGUGGCAGGAAAGAGUCAUCAGAGUUCAGCUUGGUUACUAGGAUUCCACACCCUUGAGGGAUGCAGGAGGCUGAGCCAGGCACCGAGCAAACAGGGAUUCGGUCAGGCCAGCCCAGGAGGCGACAUGCUGCAAAGGCCCAGCUCGGGUACGUGGCCAGAUGGCCGGGAAGGCCAUGGGAGGGAGCUCCCAGAGCCCAGGGACAAUUCCUUGUCACCCACCUACCCCUCAGCAUGCCGUGCACCCACACUGCAGUGGGCACCUGGCAUCGAAAUGGUGAUGGAGGACAUAAUCUCUUCUAAUGUGGCUUCUUUUAA
Molecule: messenger RNA, 3772 nt
Organism: Balaenoptera acutorostrata (minke whale)
Lineage: Eukaryota; Metazoa; Chordata; Mammalia; Artiodactyla; Balaenopteridae
Gene: ELAVL1
Product: ELAV like RNA binding protein 1
Exons: 6
Coding region: 190-1293 (367 amino acids)
Cellular component (GO): ribonucleoprotein complex
Molecular function (GO): RNA binding
Source: RefSeq, a predicted model, not a curated record